CCAUAAAAGGAUGGAUAUAGGUUUAAUUUGCAAUAGCUGUAGGACAGUAGAAAUUGUGCAGUGUAAUCCAAGAAAUAAAGUCUGCGAUUCGGGAAGGUGCAAAUUUCACAUGGACCAAAAUACGAAGAUAUUAAUCCCAACAAGGCCAUGCCCAAAAAACAUUUGUGAUACGCUCCGUGAUGUCAUAGAACAGAAACACAGAUUUGGGAAACCAUCAUGGAAGAAUACUGAUGCAAGGAAAUGGUGUGUAAACGCGUGGGAUAUUGCCAAGUGCUUUAUGCCCCCAGAUGGCUACGCAGAUGUGGACAAUGAGGACGAUACUGACUUAAACGGGAUAAUUAGUGUCUACAUCAACUGUAAAGAAUUUCAACAGUAAUUUACCGCUGACCUAUCCCUUCAACGCAAUCUUUGCACCAAGGUCCGAGAUGUUGGGAAGCAUGUCCGCCAUGCCCCGAAACCGGAAGUUACUGACGAUAACUUGAAAGUCUGGUUUACAGACCUGAAGGCCUUAUUAUCUGACCCAACAUUUCACAAAGCAAAUCCCCGUGCGCAAGAUGCCAUAGACCAGCUUGAUAAGCUGGAGAGUGACGACUGUGUGAUUCCACCUUCAGACAUCAAAGCAGCACUUGAAGGGCUAGAGAGGAAAGCGAUUGACCUUGUUGACGUGCUUCAGAGGAAAACAGAUGAAGGCGUCCUUGCUUUACAAACGGCUGAAAAUAUAGCCACUCAAAACAUAAAAUCGUUGAAUGAAAGUGAUCAGUCCUUAUUUAAAUCAGAUCUGAAGAAAGGUCUCAUCGUAUAUCAUGGCACAAAUAACUGCUCGCUACCGCUUGGUCAUUGCUUAGAUCUGGAAGAUUCAGGACUUGAGGACCUCUAUUUAUGGCCAAACAUUAGUAGGGUUAUUCUUCAGUCGAUUCAUAAAGACAAGACAUCAAUAGAACAGAUUACAGAACCUCUUUCGAAUUUGGAACAGUUGUUCAGUUCGAAAGGUAUCAUAUUUCUCACCGCAGACGCUGGUGUUGGAAAGACAUCAUUUUGUAAGUUUUUAGUUUUAUCGUGGUGUAAGGUUCAAGAGGGAACGACCGAUCUGAAAUCAACGGUUAGUGGCACCCAAAACGUUUCUAGCAUUAUUGAGUAUUUGAAGGAAUUUACUUAUUUGUUUUACAUCAAUUUAUGUGAAAACCAACGCGCUAAAUUAGAGGAUAUCAUUUUCUCGCAUACGGAAUCUGUUGACACAAAGUUAACGCGGGAUAAUAAAGCCUUUGAUAAUAUAUUGUCGAAAGAAAACGGUUUGUUCAUUUUAGACGGCUUAGAUGAAUGUAAAAUUCCCUUGAUAAUGUCUAUGCCUGUAAAUAGAAAGUAUACUGUUCUCAUUACAUCACGUCCUUGGAAACUUGCAAACAUAAGUAUGCCAAGAAAAUAUACACAUGCACAAAUUGAGGUUAUGAAACAAGAUUUGUCCGAACAACUUGUGAAUCUUGCGAACGGAUGUUUGAACAAGCAUUUCAAGACAUCAUAUGAUACAGAUGAUUUCUUAGACGCUGUCAAAACUCAAUGUUUAGAAUCUCAGCUCGAAAAUCCAAUGUUUGCGCUGCAGUUGUUAUGUAUCUAUCACGAUAAACGCAGUGAGAAUAAAACAUGUUCGGUCAAUGCAACCGUUCACAGAUUAUGUUCAGAUUCCGGUACAACGUUAGUACCUCGUCAGACCGAACUGACAUGCCUUGGUAAGACAAGGUCGCAUGUAUACGCAAAUAUGAUAGAACGGAUGUUACGUAGUACCGAAAAGAAGGAGGAAUCACUCGUACAAGAUCUCAGUGAGUAUUACAAGAACAAUGGUCAACCACAUGCACUUCCCGAAUGUUUUGAUGAAAGAAAUUACGCAUGCUGUGGUUUAGCAAAACUAAUUUACGCUAUUGGAAAACUGGCUGCCUAUUCACUCUUAGGCGAUAAUAAAUCUUUAAUGGAAGAACACCAAAUAAGGGAACUUAGGAAAGAUGAAACGACGUUACUUCUCAAAUCUGGACUUCUUUCGAAAACAAGCUUGAAAACUAUAUCAGGAGAGAGCAAUGUGUACACAUUUUUACAUCAGACUUAUAAGGAGAUGCUUGCAUGUGUGUUUCUAUCUUCGCAAGGGUUUGAUAGUGAUAUUUGGAGAAAAUUCAAAGAAAAUUUUGAUUCUGUUGUGUCACCCGAUAUUUUGUCUUUUUUAUGUGUGAUGAACUACGAAAAUGGUCGCAAGUGUUUAGAUACGUUUAAUGAAAGGAAACGGUUGUUUGUUAGAGAUGGCACAUUUUACGAAUCCGAACUAAUUGCAUAUCAAACUACAAUAAAAAUGACCCACAAAGAAUGUUUCGACAACGGAAUUAAAAAGCCACGUAUUUCAUUGAAACACUCACUGCUUAACGCAGAUUUUGGCAUUGGAACUGAUCAUGCACUUUUACAAGAAAGCGCUAUUGAAUUGGAAACACUUUUCAUUAGCAACUAUUCAUUUACUACAGCAAUAGACCAGAACUUUUUCUCAAAUUCAUUGGUGCACUUACUGGUAGACGAUGUUAAGUUUCGCGAUGACCAUAUCGUACUUUCGAAAUGUACACAUCUCUCAUCAUUAACUAUAGAGAACACCCGUCUGUCCCGCGUUACCAUCAAUCCGUCUUCCCUAGAGAUGUUCUGGGUUUACGUGAGGCCUGAAAUGAUACAAGAAAUACCGCCCAUGAAGUUGACCUUUGUUGGCGGGUCGCAAUUCUCUUCCAACCUAAAAAAACUCAGUCUAGUGCACGUGAUCAUGGAUGCUCCCCUUGAUUUGGCAAAUUGUCCGCAAUUACAGAAAUUAGUUAUGAAAAAUACCUCAUCCGAUUCUGUAACAGGUAUAUGCGUUGUACGUAGCAUGCAACGUUGUGAUGCACUUCAGGAACUGCAGCUUGACACAUUGACCUUCCCUGCAGAUACGCACCUGGAUCUCAGUGAAUUAACGUGUUUGACUGAUAUAUCAUUGGUAAGAUUAACGACGGAUAUAACCGUUCAGUUUCCACAAAAUGUGCAUGAAAUAUUCAUAGACGGUGUAACCUUUUGCAAAAAUACACACCUGGAUCUCAGCGGGCUCGUACAUCUCUCAACGAUAUAUAUACAGAAUACCCGUCUGUCCCACGUAACCAUCAACCCAUCUUGUCUAGAGGAGUUCUGGGUUUACGUGAAGCCUGAACUAAUACAAGAAAUACCGCCCGUGAAGUUGUCCUUUGUUGGCGGGUCGCAAUUCUCUUCCAAUCUAAAAAUACUCAGCUUAGUGCACGUGACCAUGGAUGUUCCCCUUGAUUUGGCAAAUUGUCCGCAAUUACAGCAAUUAGGUAUGGGAAAUACCUCAUCCGAUUCUGUAACAGGUAUAUGCGUUGUACGUAGCAUGCAACGUUGUGAUGCACUUCAGAAACUGCGGCUUGGCACAUUGACCUUCCCUGCAGAUACUCACCUGGAUCUCAGCGGUCUCACACAUCUCUCAAACAUAUAUAUACAGAACACCCGUCUGUCCCGCGUAACCAUCAACCCGUCUUCCCUAGAGGAGUUCUGGGUUUACGUGAGGCCUGAACUGAUACCAGAAAUACCGCCCGUGAAGUUGUCCUUUGUUGGCGGGUCGCAAUUCUCUUCCAAUCUAAAAGAACUCAGCUUAGUGCACGUGACCAUGGAUGUUCCCCUUGAUUUGGCAAAUUGUCCGCAAUUACAUACAUUAGUUAUAGAAAAUACCUCAUCCGAUUCUGUAACAGGUAUAUGCGUUGUACGUAGCAUGCAACGUUGUGAUGCACUUCAGAAACUGCGGCUUGUCAAAUUGACAUUCCCUGCAGAUACUCACCUGGAUCUCAGCGGUCUCACACAUCUCUCAAACAUAACUAUACAGAAUACCCGUCUGUCCCGCGUAACCAUCAACCCGUCUUGUCUAAAGAAGUUCUGGGUUUACGUGAAGCCUGAACUGAUACCAGAAAUACCGCCCGUGAAGUUUUCCUUUGUUGGCGGGUCCAAGUUCUCAAGCAAACUUACGAUGCUAAGCUUAACGAUUGCUGUGAAAAAGGUUGAAUUUGAAGAGGUGAAAAUAGUUAAAGCCCAGCAGCUUGUAACCUUACUGACAUGUACAGAGCCUAUUCAAGCCUCAGACAAUGCUGCAGGCGGAAUGGUCGAACUGCCUGUCGGGCUCCGUGUAUCAGAUAUCAGUUUCUCUGAUUGUCCUGUUCUGGGUGCAACAAAAGAGGAAUUAGAUUCGGCGAUUGAAUGUUUACGACGGGUUUGGGAGAUCAAGGAAGUCAAGAUAGAAACACAGCAGUCUAGCAUUUCCAACACCGUCUGCGGUGAAGACAUUAUUAGCGAGAAUCACAUUGUGUUGAAGAGUUUGCAGAUGAAAUCAAAUUAA
Messenger RNA from Mya arenaria, 4390 nucleotides. RefSeq lists its product as uncharacterized. The coding region runs from base 1337 to 4390 and encodes 1017 amino acids. The record is from RefSeq and is a predicted model, not a curated record. Lineage: Eukaryota; Metazoa; Mollusca; Bivalvia; Myida; Myidae. The transcript is spliced from 5 exons.